AUGCCUGAUUCUGCAACUGGCCAGAAGCGAAGAAGGGCGGAAUCCGAUGCCCAAAUCAGCGCAGACCCCAGCCCCUCUACCGCAAGAACACGAGACGCUGAGUUUUGGUUCGAGGACGGAAACGUCAUCCUCGUUGCACACAGCUGCGAGUUUCGCGUAUUCAAAGGAGUUCUAGCCCACCACUCUCCCAUUUUCAGGGACAUGUUCUCCCUUCCUCAAUCUGUCCUUCCCGCGCAAUCAACAAGCUCGCGUGUAGUGACCGAGGCCGUCGAUUCGUGUCCAGUCGUCCACUUGAGCGACUCGCCCGAGGACCUGAGGCAUGUACUGCGUCUAUGCUUGCCCAGGAGCGACUCGAGGUGGUUCAUCUCGUUCGCUGCAGACAAUCUCCCCUUCGACAUGGUCUCUGCCAUCAUCCGCCUCGGCCACAAGUACCAGAUCCAGCCCAUGGUCACACAAGGCGUGCAGUACCUGAAGCGCUGGUUUACCGACGACCUCGACACCUGGGCCGCCGGGAAACUCUACAAGCAUAACUGCCCUAUCAAGAGGGAGCAGGCGAUUGGCGUCGUCAAUAUCGCACGCCUCGUCGACGAGCCCUCGCUUCUCCCCACCGCCCUCCUCAUGUGCUGCUCGCUCAACGAACGUAUCGUACUGGGGUACACGCGCGAGGACGGCACGCAGGAGACACUCACACUCGACGACAUCGGGCGCUGCUGCGUCGCGCGUGCACGCAUAGUGGAGCGCAUGGUCGUCCUGGCCAUGCAGAUUUUCAAGCCCAGCGUGGAAGACUCGGCCGCGUGUACCACGCCGCAGAAAUGCAAGCGGGUGCUGCAGGAGAUGCUGUUGGACGUGGGCGAGAACGUGGAGUAUUUCGCGGGCCCCGAUAUCUUCGGGUCGUGGCUGGAGUUGUGUGAGGAUCUAGAGCCAGUGAAGUGUUGCGCGAGCUGCCGCGAUAUGCUGAAGACGCGGGAUAGGGAGGAGCGGCUUGAGGUGUGGUGGAAGCUGCCAAAAUACAUGGGGGUCCGUGUGGCCGGAUGGGCCGGAACGCUUUGUUGA
Messenger RNA from Trametes versicolor FP-101664 SS1, 1053 nucleotides. RefSeq lists its product as uncharacterized. Gene Ontology annotation, molecular function: protein binding. The record is from RefSeq and is a predicted model, not a curated record. Bases 1 to 1053 code for a protein of 350 amino acids. NCBI's taxonomy places the organism in Eukaryota, Fungi, Basidiomycota, Agaricomycetes, Polyporales, Polyporaceae. The transcript has 2 exons.